UUUAAACAAAGAAGUUGGUAGUAGAAUAUCAAAUUAAAUGAGAAUUAAUUAAUACAGAAAAUGUUAUUCAUAUAUAUAUUGAUAAUAUAUAUUAUCAAUAUUCGUCACGUUUAAUUUGUUUUUUAUAAUAAAAUAUUUUAGAUUUACAGGAUAAAGUAAUUCAAAAAAAAAAAAAAAUACAGGUAUAAAAAAAUAUAUUCGCAUAUUCUUGAUAUCUUCUGCCAUUAUUGAAUUCAUGUUCAACGAUGGCGGAUGCAGCAGAACUUCCCGGCGCUUCCACUCAAAAAAUGUCGUCAAAACUUUUAAGACAAAAAGCACAGGAAUUUUUAACUUCAAGAAAACAUGCAAAUAAUUUAGUAGAUAUAAUUUCUCAAUGGGAUGAAUCCACUUUGUCUUGUCUACUUACGAUAGAAACAAUAUUUGUCGAAGUUUUGAAAAGAGGUGACAUGUAUUUGGAGCGUACAAUAUCUCUUACUAUUUCAGAGCCAAGUCCUGAAGCAAGAUAUAUCAACUGGUUGAGAAACUGUUAUGAAGAAAUAUGGGAAAAGAUACUUACCUCAAUGGAAAAAUGUCGACCUGCCAUUCAAUUACAAGCUCUUACUACUGCUAUAAAACUUAUGGCUGAGGAAGGUAAAAAUCCAUUGGAACCAAUUGGCAAUUUGGGAUAUUACUUUCCAUUGCAUCGAUUAAAGCCUAUUUUAAUGAAACUGCUUUCGCCGGAGAAGGACAAUGCUGGUUUAAUAUCUAGAUUUCAAGAAAUUAUAGAAUAUCCAGAUGCUCUUUAUUAUACGUGGAAAUGUCUUCCAUCUCUUACUCCAAAAAGACAACCACAUGAAAUUUAUAUUAAAAAUUUGCUUGAACUUAUACAUAAACUAUCACUGCCAAAGGAAAUUGAAGAAAAUGAGAUGUCUGAAAAUAAGAAUUUAUUGUGUAAACCACAUCAAGCUACUAAGAAUUUUAUAUGGGAUCAAGCUGGAGCAAGACGUGCAUUGAAUAAAGUCUGGGCUUGUGUCAUGCAUUGGGAAUUAACACCACAAUUACAUAAACAAUUAUUAAUAGUUCUUUUAGAAAGAGUUAUGCCACAUUUAGAAAAACCUGUUUUAUUAACAGAUUUUCUUAUGGAUUCCUUGGAUGCAGAUGGACCUAUUGGUUUACUUGCAUUGCAAGGUGUAUUUUUACUAGUUACCAAACAUAAUUUGGAAUAUCCAAAUAUUUUUACCAAACUUUAUUCUAUGUUUGAACCAGAAAUUUUUCAUACAAAAUAUAAAGCACGUUUAUUUUAUUUAUCUGAUCUUUUUCUCAGUUCAACACACUUACCAGAAGCAUUAGUUGCUGCCUUUGCAAAAAGACUCGCACGUUUGACUCUUGUAGCACCACCUGAAGAUAUUCUUAUUAUUUUACUUUUUGUUGGAAAUCUUUUACUUAGGCACCCUGGAUUAAAACGUCUUAUUGAUCAUCCACAAGGAGGAGAAAUUUCAUCAGAAGAAAAUAAUUAUGCAGGAGAUCCAUUUUUAAUGGAAGAACGAGAUCCUUUAUUAAGCAAUGCACUUCUUAGUAGUCUUUGGGAAAUCAAAGCUUUACAGUGGCAUAUAGUACCAAGUAUUGCUAGUGCUGCACGUUUCAUUCGCGAACCUCUCCCUUCUGUAGAAUAUGACAUGGCAUCAGCAUUAGAACGUACUGGAGGACAUUUAUUUGAUAGUGAAUUAAAAAAUAAGGUUAAAGAUAUUAUGUUAACAUUUGAAAGACCCAAUUCUAUGGCAUUACCAAAAGGUGAAAGGCUAUUGCAAUAUUGGCAAUUAACAACAAUGCACUGACUGGCGAUAUUAAAAUUAUGCAUUAUAUAUGCAUAUUGUGCAAUAUGCAUUGUUAUCAAAAAGGGAACUGUUUUUCAAUGAAAACGUAAGAAAAUGAUGCUAAACUUUUUGCGUUUUUUUAUACGUUUAAAAGGUAGUAUGAAAAUAUUGCAUACUUUUGUAUUAUUUAAAGUCUAAAAAUAAUUGCAAUGGAAUUGAUUCGGCGUACAUUAUUUCACGAACAACAUGUAGAUAUGUAUUUUUAGAUUUCCAAUCAUGCAGCUGUCUAGCACAAUAGCUACUUGUGAAUGCUAUGAAUUCUGUUAAAAAAGUCAUUUGUAUGCAUGAAUGUGUGAUAAUAAAAUGAAAGAUAUUUUAAUUUAA
Apis mellifera (honey bee) is the source of this 2177-nucleotide messenger RNA. RefSeq names its product nucleolar complex protein 4 homolog B. The transcript has 6 exons. Gene Ontology annotation, cellular component: Noc4p-Nop14p complex; small-subunit processome; nucleolus. The record is from RefSeq and is a predicted model, not a curated record. Gene Ontology annotation, biological process: ribosome biogenesis. The coding region runs from base 246 to 1814 and encodes 522 amino acids. Lineage: Eukaryota; Metazoa; Arthropoda; Insecta; Hymenoptera; Apidae.